UGGACUUGUUGGAAAUGGUGUGAAAACCACCAAAAGGGUGUGUCUGGAAAGCUUCACAUUUAUUGUGUAAUUAAGACCUCAAGGGUGAGACAACUAACAGACAGCAUCAAGGCAGAGCCAAAGCACAGCAGCUGCUGUGAGAGUGCGUUAAUAUCCGAGUGGAGUUAUGAAAAUGAAAAGAAGGAGCAAGCUACAGUAUAUUUUGCAUGUGUCUGCUUGUUCGGGAAGUCCGAGCCUGUGCUGCGGAGGAAAGGGGGAUAUAUGUGGGUUCGCAUGGGCGGAGAUUUGUGUAUAUCCGAGUGUAAGUGUUUUGAAUCUGAGGUUAGCCUUUCGACUAGGGGUUGAGUUCACGGCCACAGCAGAACGAGAUCUGUCUUUGCUUCUUUAAUGACCUUGCUAAUGACCUGAGUGGCCAGCAAGCAGCUCAGAUUAACUGCACUUACAGACAUGUUAGCCUUUACUUGACCCGACUCGCUCUCUGUUCAGAGGCUUUUUGUGACUCGUUUAUUUAUCAUCUUUUUAACUUAAUGACAUAAUGGGCUGCCUGUUUGGUCUUCAUAUUAUAGGGAUAUCGCAUGCACUCUGAAGCAGGGCGAAUAAGAUGAGCAGUGCUACCAAAUCCUGUGAAAGUACCCGCUUUGCUUGAAAAGAUGUAGGCCAGUGGUAAUCAGAACAGGCUCCCAGGGCCACACGGGACUCUUUGAUUUUGAAACUGUGGCUUUUCCUGAUGUAGUACGCUUUCGUCGUAAGUCAUGUGUUUAAAUUUAGCAAUACUUGGAGGAUGCCUCGGUAAUGGAAGAGAAGCUCAGUUUCAUUGUGUCUAUAGGUAUAAUAUGUCCUGCACAAAUAAGGAUAUUUUAAAAAUCAUGCAAGCUGGCUUGCACUUUAUAUGUAUUGUACUGUGCAAUGCUGUUAGGUUUAUUGAUGCUGAGAUGCAUGUUAAGUGAUUUUGCUAGCUGCAUUCACUACAGCUUUGAGUUAUGCCACAUUAUUUCUUGAGUUAUAUUGUACAAGACCGUGACAAACACCUGGGGAUACAAAAUGGUUAGAUGAGGACUCGUGCUUCUGGAGGGAGAAAAAGAUUUCUGCUUUUGGACCAGACAGCUUUGAAGUGUAACUGUACUAAUUGUGAAAAAAGUGGCUAUGAGUGUGAGACAGACGGAGCUUGUAUGGCCUCCACUUCCUACAUUAAUGGCCAGGAGCAGCAUGUGCGCAUCUGUAUUCCACGGGAGAGUCUAAUCCCACCUGGUCAACCCAUCUUCUGCCUGAGUGCUGAGGGAGUGCUCAACACGCACUGCUGCUACACGGACUACUGUAACAGCGUCGACCUGCAGGUCCCUAAUGGGGUUCCUGAGCGUGCGAUCUGGCAAGGCACGUCUGGUAGCUGGGGUCCCGUGGAGUUGGUAGCAGUCAUAGCAGGACCUGUCUUUGUUUUCUGCCUGUUGCUGAUCGUCGGCGUUUUCGUGUUCCAGCACCACCAGAGGAACUACAACCACCGGCAGAGGCUAGAUGUAGAAGAUCCCUCAUGUGACCACCUUUACCUAGCCAAAGACAAAACCUUGCAGGACCUCAUAUUCGACUUGUCCACCUCUGGCUCUGGAUCUGGUCUACCUCUGUUUGUGCAGAGGACUGUGGCGAGGACCAUCGUGCUGCAGGAAAUUAUCGGAAAGGGCCGCUUCGGGGAGGUGUGGAGGGGAAGGUGGCGAGGAGGAGACGUGGCUGUGAAGAUCUUCUCUUCCAGAGAGGAGCGCUCCUGGUUCCGUGAGGCUGAGAUCUACCAGACGAUCAUGCUCCGGCACGAGAACAUCUUGGGCUUCAUCGCAGCAGAUAACAAAGAUAAUGGCACAUGGACUCAGCUGUGGUUGGUCUCAGACUAUCAUGAACACGGCUCUCUGUUUGAUUACCUGAACCACUACACGGUCACCAUCGAAGACAUGAUCAAGUUGGCUCUGUCAGCCGCUAGUGGUCUUGCACACCUGCAUAUGGAAAUCCUUGGCACUCAGGGAAAGCCUGGCAUUGCACACCGAGACCUCAAAUCUAAAAACAUCCUGGUAAAGAAGAACGGCACCUGCGCUAUAGCGGACUUGGGCCUGGCUGUACGCCACGAGUCAGUCACUGAUACAAUCGACAUCGCCCCUAAUCAGAGGGUGGGCACCAAGAGAUAUAUGGCCCCAGAGGUGCUGGAUGAAACGAUCAACAUGAAGCAUUUUGAUUCAUUUAAGUGUGCUGAUAUCUAUGCAUUAGGACUGGUGUACUGGGAGAUCGCAAGACGAUGUAAUGCAGGAGGCAUCCAUGAGGAGUACCAGCUGCCAUACUAUGACCUCGUGCCCUCUGACCCUUCCAUAGAGGAAAUGAGGAAGGUCGUGUGUGACCAGAGACUGCGGCCCAACGUACCCAACUGGUGGCAGAGCUACGAGGCCUUGAGGGUGAUGGGGAAGAUCAUGCGCGAGUGCUGGUACGCUAACGGAGCAGCCAGACUCACAGCCCUGCGCAUUAAGAAGACACUCUCGCAGCUCAGUGUGCAGGAGGACGUUAAGAUGUGACUCGUGCGAGGGCUGCCACGCCCCCAGAGACACGCACUCGGAGCGACCAGCCAGUUUCAGACACUUUUAUAAAGUUGUGACAGGGACUACCUCACCGUUUUUAGCCAAAACUACUGAGCGUAAGGCCACUCCAGCUGUUUUUCAAUCCCUCCAUGGGCUCCCAGUCCAGUCUGUCUUGGUCCAUCUCCAUCACGUCGACGCUACACGCCUCCACUUCAUGGCCCGUUUGUUUAUAAGGCAGGAUUAAUUCAUUAACUGUGAUGGGACUGUUUUUAAUGUUUUAUUUUUUUAAAAUGGUCUUGCCCUUGAAAAUGGACCGUUGUGUGCUGAUUGUAUAUGCGUACUUAUUUUGUGUGUGUCUCAUUUAGCCCAUACAGUAUGCUGUACUCUGAAUCAUAGCCUUUUCUCCACAGUGGUGGUGGGAUUGUGUUUCCUGAUUUUUAUCUGCCUUAAGCAUAGAUAAAGCCUAAAGAAAAGGAGCAGUGUGACUAUUAAAUUCACAGUGGGGCUGGAUUGCAGUGUCGUUCUUCACUGUCCAACUUUUAAAUGAAAUUCGUUGCGUUUGGGGAGUUAAAUGGUUGCUGAGACACUGCUCGUGAGUCGCGACUCAUUUAUUUAACGAAUUAAUAUUGUGACUUGGUUACUGUACCAAAAGGCAUGUUUGUUAUAAGUGCUGAGAUUUAAGUGUGGUUGACUGUUUAACAGGGAGGUGUUUGGGGGUUAUUUUGGGGGGUUUUUUGGGAAGGGGGGGUGGUUUCCCCUCUCUUCUUUCAUCCCCAAUUUAUUUAUUUUAUAUAUGUAAUGUAGCUGUUCAGGACACUGUGAGAUUAAUGCUCAUUCAGGUUAUGGCCAUUAAUGAUACUAAUAUGAUGUAUACACUGUAUAAUGCUGUGCAAAGAUCAAAUUCAUGUCAAGAAAUGUAGCAUAACUAUCACUUAUGUUGAGCAUUUUCUUUCCCUUACAUUUUUGAGCAUGUGCUAUACUCAUCCAGUCUUCUAGCGAUUAGGAUUUUUAUGAACUGCACUAUUGCUCCUUUGGGGGAAGCGGUGGAAGGUGGUCGUUCGUGCCACUUUUAAGAAGCAUCCUGUAAAUGGUUUGUGUAAAAUAAUGCAUCCAUCUGUCUGCUUAUUUAUAAUGUAACAUUUAUAAUCAACAACUUUCUAUGAUAUGUUUUCGUCAUGUAUUUUAUAGUUUUUAAUUCCGGCCAAUGGGAAGGUACUACUGACUGCUCAGUUCCUUGCAUGAAUGAAAAUCUCUAAGCUUGUAUGUUUCGUAGUUAUCCGUUUGUGAGCCGAGUAGCUUCGUAUACCACCGAUCUAUAUCUGAAUGCAGGAAUCUACACUUGGCAGCAGUGUGAUUUGUAGAAUUCUUUUUAAAAAAAAUGUAUUUGAAGAGAAACGCAGUGUGUGAGUGUGGUCUCCAGGCUUUUGCCUUGGUUGUUUGAAGAGGAUAUAUAAGGUCUAGAACAGUUGAAUGAACAUAACGGAUGAAUGCAUACAGUUACAUAAUGAAUCUGGAUUGUCUAUAGGCAUAGUGUGGUGUUUUUUUUAAAAAAGUAUAGAUUAAAGGUGGCUGUAGCAUCAGGGUAAAAUGAGCUUUUUCAACAGGAAUCUUGCUUCGAGUCUUAAACAGGGUGCUGGGGGCGAGCUAAUACUUAUAUUACAACACUAAUAUUGUAACUCAAGGAGGUUCGGUUACUAAUUAUACACCCUUUCUUCUUUGAACCCAACUCAAUCUGGUAGCCGUUUCACCAAAACGGCACUACUUUUAAAGAAUAAUGUUGCUAGUGUGUGUCACUUUUUUUUUUUAAAAAAAGGUACUCCACCUUUUAAACAAUCCACCUUUUACUACCAUUCUCAUAGUCGAGCACUGGAAUUUUUGUUUUGACUAAUGUAAGGAACAACGGUCUCGUCACCACCUCUUUAUGUAGAACUCUGGAAUUCGCUUUUGAUUGUGAGACAUUCUGCAUACAACAAAUACUUGUAACACUAGGAGGGAUUUUUACAGCAGGUGUUAGUCAGGCGCCUCACUGGAAGAAUCACACUGGAGUGUAGACUAACUGCCCUUGUUUGGUUUGCCACAAAGACUGGAUGCUGUAAUUUAAACCAUAUAUUAAACCCAUGUUAAAUGCAAAUUCUUUUGGGGAUUCGUUGAAAUUGUACAUAAAUAAUACAUUUUGUUUUCUUA
This is a messenger RNA of Ictalurus punctatus (channel catfish), 4730 nucleotides long. RefSeq names its product activin A receptor type 1Ba (gene acvr1ba). The transcript has 9 exons. Gene Ontology annotation, biological process: cellular response to growth factor stimulus; protein phosphorylation; activin receptor signaling pathway. The record is from RefSeq and is a predicted model, not a curated record. NCBI's taxonomy places the organism in Eukaryota, Metazoa, Chordata, Actinopteri, Siluriformes, Ictaluridae. Bases 1050 to 2543 code for a protein of 497 amino acids. Gene Ontology annotation, molecular function: activin receptor activity, type I; ATP binding; activin binding. Gene Ontology annotation, cellular component: activin receptor complex; plasma membrane.